GAGUUGGAAUACCUAGUCAGUCAGUUGUUACACACAAUAGUCAGUUCGUUACAAACACAAACGCCGGCCUCACCCUUCCUUACUCUCAGUUUCUCAAUCUCGCCGCCGGCGGAACUGCUUCAUCUCUCCGGGGGAACGCAACCGAAUUCUUUUCCAAUGACAGAGAAUCUGAAAGCGCCGAAGCUUCCCGUCGAAGGAAAGCGCAACAUUCUCAUCACCAGUGCCUUGCCUUACGUCAACAAUGUUCCUCACCUCGGAAACAUCAUUGGAUGCGUGUUGAGUGCUGAUGUGUUCGCUCGCUACUGUCGGCUUCGCGGUUAUAACGCUAUUUACAUCUGCGGUACUGAUGAGUAUGGAACCGCCACUGAGACUAAAGCCAUGGAAGAAAACUGCUCUCCCAAAGAGAUUUGUGACAAAUACCAUGCUAUUCAUAAGGAGGUCUACAAUUGGUUCAAUAUAAGUUUUGAUGAAUUUGGGCGGACGUCAUCCCCUGAGCAAACUGAAGUUUGCCAAGCAAUUUUCAAAAAGAUAUUCGAAAACAAGUGGCUAUCCGAGAACACAAUGCAGCAGCUUUACUGCAACACCUGUGAAAGGUUCUUGGCUGAUAGGCUUGUGGAGGGAACCUGCCCGACUCCUGGCUGCGAGUAUGAUUCUGCCCGAGGAGACCAGUGUGAGAAGUGUGGAAAGCUUCUAAAUCCAACAGAAUUGAAAAAUCCCGGAUGCAAGGUUUGUCAGAAAACUCCUCGUAUUCGUGAUACAGAUCACUUGUUUCUUGAACUCCCCCUAUUGAAAGAUAGAUUGGAAAAAUACAUCAGUGAGAUGUCUGUGGUUGGUGGAUGGAGUCAAAAUGCUAUCCAAACAACAAAUUCAUGGCUUAGAGAAGGGUUAAAGCCACGCUGUAUUACAAGGGAUCUAAAGUGGGGGGUUCCGGUUCCACAUGAAAAAUACAGUGACAAGGUUUUCUAUGUAUGGUUUGAUGCACCUAUUGGAUAUGUCUCAAUCACUUCGAGCUACACACGUGAUUGGGAGAAAUGGUGGAAAAACCCAGAGAAUGUGGAGCUGUAUCAGUUUAUGGGCAAGGACAAUGUGCCAUUCCAUACUGUGAUGUUUCCAUCUACUCUACUUGGAACUAGUGAAAAUUGGACUUUAAUGAAGACUAUUAGUGUUACUGAAUACUUGAAUUAUGAAGCAGGGAAGUUUUCUAAGAGCAAAGGUAUCGGAGUUUUUGGUAAUGAUGCGAAAGAUACUAAUAUUCCAGUUGAAGUAUGGAGAUAUUACUUGCUCACUAAUAGGCCGGAGGUAUCAGAUACGUUAUUUACGUGGUCGGACUUGCAAGCUAAAUUAAAUAGUGAGUUAUUGAAUAAUUUGGGCAACUUUAUCAACCGAGUUUUGAGUUUUAUUGCCAAACCUGCAGGGCAAGGAUAUGAUUCCAUUAUCCCCUCUGUUCCUGAUGAUGUAAGUGGUGACUCCCAUGGUCCGACCAAAAAAUUGGCUGAUAAAGUUGCUGCAUAUAUAGACCAAUACAUAGAAGCAAUGGAGAAGGUUAAACUAAAGCAAGGGUUGAAAGUCGCAAUGAGCAUAUCCAGCGAGGGAAAUGCAUAUCUGCAGGAAGCUGAAUUCUGGCGCCUCUACAAGGAAAACAAAUCUCUCUGCUCCCUUGUCAUGAAAACUGCAGCUGGGAUUGUAUAUCUUCUUGCUUGUUUGUUAGAACCUUUUAUUCCAUCUUUCACUCUUGAAGUAUUUAAGCAGCUAAAUUUGCCUGUGGAUACACAUGUUUCACUUUGUGACGAUAAAGGAGACAUUGAUAGGGUAAAAAGACCCUGGGAUAUCAUAAGUGCUAGUCAUAAAAUUGGAACACCCAAGCCAUUGUUCAGGGAACUGAAAGAUGAAGAGGUGAAGUUCUACAGGAAGAAGUUCGCAGGAAGUCAAGCUGAUAGGAUUGUGCGUGCAGAGGCCGAAGCUCAGAAUGUUGCUGAGCAACUGAAGAAAACGAAAGUUUCAGAUGGCAAUGUAAAGAAAAAACCAGCAAAAUCGUUAAAUGAAGUCAAAAAUAAAGCUGAAUCAUUCUGAUAAUGAGUUGUAGUUUAAACUCGCAUGAAAUAAUUUGGGGAAGAGUUAUACGUACGAAGAAAGACAAAUUUAGCUAUGGUUUUAUAUCGUUA
This is a messenger RNA of Glycine soja, 2162 nucleotides long. Its product is annotated as probable methionine--tRNA ligase. Gene Ontology annotation, cellular component: cytosol; aminoacyl-tRNA synthetase multienzyme complex. Gene Ontology annotation, molecular function: methionine-tRNA ligase activity; ATP binding. Gene Ontology annotation, biological process: methionyl-tRNA aminoacylation. The transcript has 15 exons. Lineage: Eukaryota; Viridiplantae; Streptophyta; Magnoliopsida; Fabales; Fabaceae. Bases 157 to 2070 code for a protein of 637 amino acids. The record is from RefSeq and is a predicted model, not a curated record.